UUAACAAAUCAACUGAAAAAAAAAUGUUACGUUCGAACGAAUACGAAUACUGCUAGAUGUGCAUUAGCGUCUUUAUAAGUUAAUAUCACUAAUUUGAGAGAAAGUCGGUAUCCUUAAGUCUUUGGCAGGUUCAUUUGACAACCGCAAGUCUAAUAGUAAACGUGCAUAGAUAUUUUAGCGGAUUUUUGUUUUUGAAGUUGCGGAAAAAAUGUUGCGUUUUUGUGUUUUAGGAGCGUUUUUCGGUGCGGUUUUCGGGUUGAAAGACGGAGAAGUUCCACCGUACGUCAAGCAAUGCUACGAGGGGGAUCCACAGGUGAUCGAAUGUUUCAAAUCAGCCUUGUUACAUUUACGGCCUUAUCUUAAGACUGGAAUUCCUGAAAUCGAACUGCCAUCAGUCGAACCGUUCCUCAUGGACGAACUGAGUUUGUCACUUACCACCGGACCAAAUGGUUACAAAGUAUCUCUUAAGGACAUUGAUAUUUAUGGUGCAAGUAACUUCACCGUCCAAAAGAUUAAACUAAGUGAAGAUGGCAAGCCCUUCGAAGCGAAGAUUAACAUCCCACUGUUGAGUAUCAAUUCUAGAUAUACCAGUAGUGGUGUUUUGAUCAUACUUCCGGCAAGUGGAAAUGGCACAUUUAAUGGACAAUUUGAUGAUCUAAGUGCGUACGUCAAAGGCAAAGUCAGCGUACACACUAAGGACAAUUUGGAAUACCUACACGUAGACGCCUUAAACGUGGACGUAACAGUAAGAAAUGCAAGGAUGGCGGUUAAGAAUAUUUAUAAGAACAAUAAAAUAUUAACUCAAGCCAUAAAUCUGUUCCUUCGUGAUAACGGAAUGGAGGUGUUCAAAGUGAUGUUGCCCCAGCUAAGAAAAAAAUUAUCUGGCCUCUUCAUGAGCAUCUCGAAUCAACUUCUAACUCACGUACCGCUUCACACGUUCUACGUGCCACUGAGCAAGCAAGGGAAUGCGUCAGUAGUAUGAUUAUGUUAAUAAAAUAUUAUUUUAGAAUUAUAUACAUAAAGUUACCAUUAGAAUGUUAAUUCGCCUUAUUCUUGCUAGUGAGGGAUGUUUUCAACAAAACAGUUAUGUAUGUGAUUUAGAUAAAGUGAUUUGUACCAAAUUAAGCAAUGACAUUGUAUUAUAUGUAUAUGUGUAUAUUAUUAAAGUUAC
This is a messenger RNA of Aethina tumida (small hive beetle), 1171 nucleotides long. RefSeq lists its product as uncharacterized. The coding region runs from base 209 to 982 and encodes 257 amino acids. The record is from RefSeq and is a predicted model, not a curated record. The transcript is spliced from 5 exons. NCBI's taxonomy places the organism in Eukaryota, Metazoa, Arthropoda, Insecta, Coleoptera, Nitidulidae.